This is a messenger RNA of Syngnathoides biaculeatus (alligator pipefish), 4359 nucleotides long. RefSeq lists its product as uncharacterized. Bases 408 to 1331 code for a protein of 307 amino acids. NCBI's taxonomy places the organism in Eukaryota, Metazoa, Chordata, Actinopteri, Syngnathiformes, Syngnathidae. The transcript is spliced from 3 exons. The record is from RefSeq and is a predicted model, not a curated record.
UUUUGGGGGGGGGAGUUAUUUCUCACCUUUAGAACCCAAGAUCAAACCGGAAGUUUUAUUUUGUUAACUAUGCGAGUCUUUUUUUUUCUAACUUUAUAAUUAAUCUUGAUUUGUUGGGAAUUAUUGCAAAGUUAACGUUUUGAAAAUGGGAUUGUUUCCUGGGCACACCCGGUUUUAUUUUGCAAACGGGAAACGGGUGUGCCACGUAAAUCGGUAACUUAAUUGCAACCACACACACACACCGGGGAUCGUGCGUCUUUCGGCUUCAGGCAUCAUCCGCACUCGGGAACUGGAGAAAUGGGACCGAGGACUCUCCGGGGCGGGGGCGGACCCAAAGAACUUCAUCCGAAGGACUGGGGUGGCUUCCUUCCAAACGAGUUGAAGGCACAAAGAGCGAAAGAACCUCAAUGAAAAGUGGUUUUUUUUUGGUGUUUGGUUUUGGGGUUUUUUUUGUUGAUUUGUUUUUUAUUUUUUAUUUUUUUUGUGGAUACCUCGGACAAAGUGCCACACCUUCCUUCUCGCUUCUCGUAGCGCCACAGCUCCAAUUGUCAUCAGGCCAAAUGGGGUGUCGAUGCUGCCGGAUGAUGAAAAGUUACAUCUCUGACCCCUCUGCGGCGGCGGCGGACAAAACCGAGUCCUACUACCGGACGCACAACCUCGCAAGCGGGCCCCUCGGCCGCCGCUCGCAGAAGGAGCAAAAGGAGGGCUUCCAUAACCUGGCCUACAGCAUCUCCAGCGACAGCAGCCUCAGGCUGGAGGUGGACAACAACCGCGUCAACCACAGGCUGCACGCCGGCGGCCAAGCGCACCCUCGGCCCAGCGCACCCUCGGCCGAGUGCGGAAUCUACAUCAUCCAGCCGGACAUUUUGGGGCCACAAUGGGUGAUGCGGGACAAGCGUCAAAGUCAGGUCCCGGUGUACCCCGCCUUUCAGGCCUACGACGACCAGCGGGUCUUCGCCGGGCCCGGAGCCUGGGACAGCCCCCUCACCGCCGACGGGAGCCUUUCGGCGGAUGAGGCGGACGAAGGCGUAGGGGGGACGCCCGAGUACCCGUGCGACACCGGGGACGAAGAGAGCGUCCUGUCGGCGGACGUCCAGACCAGCACCGCCAGCCUGUGGUCGGCCGACACCAGAGACGAGCGAAGAUCCAAAGCGGCGGACGUGUCCACCGUGGAGAGCGGCAUCUGCGUGACGAAGAGCGAGGACGAAGAGGAGGAGCCCCAGAAGCGGGCGGACCGGGCGGGCGGCGGCGUGACGGACUCCAUGGUGGCCGAGGCCCUCGCCGCCCUGGAGGCCGCCACGGCCGGAGAGGAGGAGGACGAGGACGAGUGACUGGCGUCGUUUACGAGGUGGAUCGAAGGUUUGCGGGCCAACGGGCUGCUUCAAGUGCGUUGACACUCCAGUUCUCACAAAAUCAUGAGAAAACCCAAGCGCGGCCCCAAACGUUUCCUCAUCUUUGAACAAUGUCCACAUUUCCCCUCACCUCGCUAUCGACUUUUAUUUAUAUCGGCGUUGAGAGGAAGAGCUCGUUUAUUUGACGCGCUUCUUCCUCGAUAUCAACAAAUCUCUUUUGAAGCAACGUUCCCUUCCGGCUUGUGAUGUCAGCUCGUGCUCCAAAUGAGCCGAUUGAGGCCUGAAAAAUAAUCAACAACAGAUGAAGUUGGCGCCCCCCGAGCAGGUGCUCAGCUCGCUAAUGAACCGAACCAACUGCCAAAUGAAGAGGCCGUUACGUCGCGAGGGUUCUACAACUUAACCAACUGUGUCCGACAGACUUUUGCCGCGUUCUGCUUUUCUCUCUCUGUUUUUUGUUUUGUUUUUUUUUCAUUCGUUUGUUUUAAUGGUCCUCGCGAAUGCUUGUUGACUCCCUCAAGCUUCGCCGAGGGACCGCGAGCUCGAAGACGGCCGGCGCUAAUGAGCUCCCUCGGGGCUCUCGCGCUGCCAAUUCUGACACAUCUGAGCUGCACGUGUUUAAGGAGAAACGCAACCGUUGGGUUGGAAUCUCCAGUGGGGGACGGGGGGGGGGGGGGUCUCCUAAUUGAUUACACUCAGUAUCGAUCGAUGACAUUCCAGUUAGAUUUCGUCGGGAGUCUUAAGGGGAGAUUUCAGAAAUGUCCGUCGGAAUUUGUGACCCCGGGAGGGACGUCGCUUGUGGAAUACGAGCAGGGAAUACGUUCAUGAACAGAGUAAAAUUCGGUUUCAUCCGAAUUCGCGAGGCCAGACCCGAUAUUGUUUUGAGUUUUUACAUCGCUGCCAGCCUUCCCAGUCAAUAUUUAUAUUUGACACCGAUAGCCGUCAAUGGCAGUGAACGUGUUUAACCACAGUCCGGGGGUGACCACCACGGACGGUGUGCAGCCUUCAACUCGGUCCAUUAGGCAGAUACGCGUACGGUCCCCGAGGUGUGUACGUCUGCCUGGUGUGUUUGUUUUUCUCAAGGCUUUGCUGCCGCUAAUUGUAGCUCGCACGCAUUUCCGUGUCUCCGAAGAGGAAACACGGCAGGGGAAAAAAAAAAAAAAAUACAUAAGCCUCCUUUCAUUGUCCGCCACCCCCGAUGGUAAAACAUUACAUCCAUUUUGGUGGGAACUGCACUCAGCCGUGACGCUCGAGCCGCCGGCAAGAUUGUUACGUUCACCGCCGUUAAACAUUGACCACCCCGUCGGCGUGGUGGGCCUGAAUAAUUGAACACCUGAGAGCGGAUUACGGCUGAUGAACGAGCAUUCGCCGCCAGAAAGUUUGCAUUACAACGUACUUGAAACUUUCUGAUCCCGACUCCCGGCGAAGAGCUCAAGUAAACAGCCCGACGCGCGCAACAGGAGUCAAUAUUUGCGGUAAGUAGCGCGUUCUCGUCGCCCGCCCCGCCGCGACCUUGUGUUUGGGAAAGGCAGCUCUGCUCGAAGCUCACAGCCGCAGGCGGGGUGACGUAGCGGCGGCUCGGCUCCGCCUUGUAAAGCAAACGCCGGAUCGCCAUUUACAUGUGCGUGCGAAGGAAAGUUGUAACUACACAGUUAUAACCACAAUUAUGUCUGUAUACAUUCUGCUUUAUUUUCCAGUUUUUUUUUUUUUUGCAAUUAAAUAAAAAAAAACACAGCAGAAAUAAUAAAAUAUAUAUGUAAUACAAACAAAACUGACGUGAUGAUGCUGACACUAUAAACAAAUGAUAUGGCGUUAGAAGGUGGAAGACCCCCCCUCAAAAAAAAAGAAUGAGAGAAGAGGUAGACACUUCAAGGUUACUGACGUCAACGCUCUCUUGCUUUGGUAUCACUUCGGACCCGCAUCAAACUCCAUCUUGAAUUCAAAACCCACGGCAGAGAAAAAAAAAAAAAACUAAACUAAAUGGAAUGGACUUAAUAUUUAGCACGUCGUAAACGUUGCUUAAAGUUGAACCAAAGACGGUCGAAAACGUUUAACGCGGAUUUAAGGCAGAAAAUGAUCGUCAGCGGUCACCAAAUUUGAGGGAUUUAUGUCCACCUCUGUUAAAAAAAAAAAAAAAUGUGGAUUUAUGGACGAUAAACUUGUUCCUCAUUAAGCGACGUUACGGUUCUUAAUGUUUACAAAAUCCAAAAUAUCGGGCGGCUCGUUCCGAGACGUCAACGUACGUUUUGCUGGUGAUUGAUAAUAGUUUUGAGACAUGAAGCAAUAUUUGGCUUUUUUUCCCGCGUAGCGAGCGCCAGUGGAAAGGAAAACGCCGAUCGUCCAUAAAAUUCAAAAUAUGGGGCCGAAUGUUUUAAUACGUUUUAGCCGGUAGUCAGUUAGCUUUCCAGUGUGUUCUUGUUAUGCGGUGGGAGCCACACGCAACGGUAGCUCGCUAGCUCGCUGGAGAGAGAUCGCAAUAAAGUUUGAAACGUAUAAAAUAAUAAAUGUAAAUAAACAAUAAAGUUAACUUUCCCUUAAGUGUGUGUGUGUGUGUUGUGCGGAUCUAAGGCUGCGGGCGGACUGGAUGGCACCGGCGCUGGUCCGCUAGCCUAUUACCGGCUAGUAGCUACUAGCCUAGCAUCUAGCAGCACGCAAUUUGGGAGGGGACUCGUCCAUCCAACAUGUGAUUCACCACAAAAAAAUAACUUGCCAAAACAGCACAAAACACUGUUUUGUGGGGGUUGUAGGUAGAAAUUGAUGGCUAACUGCACAAUGUCGUUCUACAAUUGGACCUAGCUCUCAUGACGAGUUAAUUUGCAAUACCAGCGUUGUCAAUAUUUUGCAGAUUUUUUUUUUUUUUUGGGGGGGGGGGUUUAAAAGCAAAAACAACACUGACUUUGGUUCAACUUUAAAAAGAAACCCAACAAACGCAACGAUAAACCCUUCACGCCUGUGAGUAGGAAGGCAGCUCAUACUCAUAAUAAUAAUAAUAAUAGAGAAAAAAAAUAAA